This is a messenger RNA of Prionailurus viverrinus (fishing cat), 9416 nucleotides long. RefSeq names its product CCR4-NOT transcription complex subunit 6 like (gene CNOT6L). Gene Ontology annotation, molecular function: poly(A)-specific ribonuclease activity; protein binding. Gene Ontology annotation, cellular component: cytoplasm; CCR4-NOT complex; nucleus. The record is from RefSeq and is a predicted model, not a curated record. The coding region runs from base 569 to 2221 and encodes 550 amino acids. The transcript is spliced from 12 exons. Lineage: Eukaryota; Metazoa; Chordata; Mammalia; Carnivora; Felidae. Gene Ontology annotation, biological process: nuclear-transcribed mRNA poly(A) tail shortening.
AGCGAAGGCACCGAAAGCUAGCGUCUCUGUGCAGCAGCCUCGGGCCCGGCAGCAGCAGGCGCAGCUUCAACCCCCGCAGCGGCGACAGCCCCAGCGCCAGGAGGCCAAGGCCAAGGCCAGGCUCUGCGCCGCUCUCGGAGUAAUUGCCGCGGCUUCAGAGGCUGCGGGGGCGCAGCUUCCUCCGGCGGGGGGCCUUCGCGUCGGCGGCCGCGGCCGCGGGGCCUCUCCUGAGUGCCCAGGGUCACCGUCCCCGAAACCCGGCGGCGCGGCCCUUCGUCCCCCUCCCCGCCCCCAGUCCGUCUCCUCGCUCCGGUCAGCAGCAGUCUUCCUCGCCGCCGCCUCUGCUGUUCCUCCGGCGGCCCGGCCCGGCCCGCCCGCCCCGCGUCCCCUCCGGCCGGUGCCUCUCCCCCCGGCGGGCUGCCUGCAUGUCUUUGCUGCCCUCAGCCCCGCCGCCACCGCCGCCGCCGCCUCCCCCGCCGCCGCAGCACCAGCACCAGCAGCAGCCGCCCCGCCGCCGCCGCCGCCGUCGCCGCCCGGACCCCGGCGCGCUGAAUGCAGACUAAUAGGGAUGCCAAAGGAAAAAUAUGAUCCUCCAGAUCCUCGCAGAAUUUAUACCAUCAUGUCAGCAGAGGAGGUAGCCAAUGGGAAAAAAUCUCACUGGGCAGAAUUAGAAAUCUCGGGUAGAGUGCGGAGCUUAAGUACGUCACUUUGGUCAUUGACACACUUGACAGCACUGCACCUAAAUGACAAUUACCUUAGUCGCAUUCCACCUGAUAUUGCCAAGCUUCAUAAUCUGGUUUACCUGGAUCUGUCAUCCAAUAAACUCAGAAGUUUACCAGCAGAACUAGGAAACAUGGUGUCUCUCAGGGAAUUGCUUUUAAAUAACAAUCUGUUACGGGUUUUGCCUUAUGAACUUGGUCGGCUCUUCCAGCUACAAACUCUAGGUUUGAAAGGCAAUCCUUUAUCACAGGAUAUUCUCAAUUUAUACCAGGACCCAGAUGGAACCCGAAAGCUACUGAACUUCAUGCUUGACAAUCUUGCAGUUCAUCCAGAGCAGCUUCCUCCGAGGCCAUGGAUUACAUUAAAAGAACGAGACCAAAUUCUGCCAUCAGCAUCAUUCACGGUUAUGUGUUACAAUGUGUUAUGUGAUAAAUACGCCACCCGGCAGCUAUAUGGCUAUUGCCCGUCCUGGGCAUUAAACUGGGAAUACAGGAAAAAGGGAAUUAUGGAAGAAAUUGUUAACUGUGAUGCAGAUAUCAUUAGUCUUCAGGAAGUGGAAACAGAGCAAUACUUCACUCUCUUUCUGCCAGCAUUGAAGGAGCGUGGAUAUGAUGGUUUUUUUUCUCCAAAGUCACGUGCCAAAAUCAUGUCUGAGCAGGAGAGAAAGCAUGUGGACGGUUGUGCAAUAUUCUUCAAAACAGAAAAAUUUACUUUGGUGCAGAAGCAUACAGUGGAAUUUAACCAAGUGGCAAUGGCUAAUUCAGAUGGAUCCGAAGCUAUGCUGAACAGAGUGAUGACAAAAGAUAAUAUUGGUGUCGCUGUGGUAUUAGAGGUCCACAAAGAACUAUUUGGAACAGGUAUGAAGCCUAUUCAUGCUGCAGACAAACAGCUGCUUAUAGUGGCAAAUGCCCACAUGCAUUGGGACCCAGAGUAUUCUGAUGUGAAACUUAUCCAGACCAUGAUGUUUGUCUCAGAGGUUAAAAACAUUCUGGAGAAAGCCUCUAGUAGGCCUGGCAGCCCAACUGCAGAUCCUAAUUCCAUCCCGCUGGUGCUAUGUGCAGAUCUUAACUCAUUGCCAGAUUCAGGUGUCGUGGAAUAUUUAAGCAAUGGAGGAGUAGCUGACAACCAUAAAGACUUCAAGGAACUAAGGUACAAUGAGUGUCUUAUGAACUUCAGCUGCAAUGGAAAGAAUGGAAGCUCAGAAGGGAGAAUCACACAUGGCUUCCAACUGAAGAGCGCCUAUGAAAAUAACUUGAUGCCUUACACCAAUUACACCUUUGAUUUCAAAGGCGUGAUUGACUACAUUUUCUAUUCCAAGACUCAUAUGAACGUGCUUGGUGUCCUGGGGCCUUUAGAUCCUCAAUGGCUGGUUGAGAACAACAUCACUGGGUGUCCACACCCUCACAUCCCUUCAGACCACUUCUCACUGUUAACACAACUUGAACUCCACCCUCCACUUCUGCCUCUUGUCAAUGGUGUUCACUUGCCUAAUCGGAGGUAGUGGAGUACUGCCCCGCAAAGACGGGGGGAUCUGUUGCUAUGGACCUGUACAGUUGUAAAUCAAAGUAUGUAGGAGUGAAGUAUGGCCAUCCUUAAGCUGCUUCUUCAGGUUCCUUUCAUUAUGUGUUUGCUCUAAGAUUUUGUACAUUUUUGUGCAUAUUGGUAUCAUUUGGCACUAGGGCUGGAACCAAAGUAUUACUUUCCAAAUUUUUAAUUUAACAUGUUUUUAAAUUGGACCUUUUUCAUAUUAUCUUAGAGUCAGCAUUUGUAAUUAAUAAAUCACCAAUUCAAGGCCCAACAAGUGUAUUUGUUUUUCCAAAACAAAUACUUUCUUUUGAAUGGUUUCAAAUCAACCAUUUUUGUAAAAGGUAAUUAAAAAGAACUAUAAAUACAACAUUUUAAACUGAAUGAUGGCAUGCCUUGCAGGAAAAAUUUCUUGGAUUUCUGUUUUCCAUUAUAACAAACUGGUUUUUGACUCCCCAAGUCUUUUGCACAUUAACAAAGCACUUAAAUUUGCUAGAUCUGUACAUAAACGAUGAUAUAGCCUUUAACCAUAAUAAGAAAAAUUGAGAAAUUAAAGGUGGUUGCACGAUAUGCUUUCAAAAUCAAGCAUUUAACAGUACAUGACAGUUGGGCAAGUGCUGGUUAUUUUUUUGUUUUGUUUUGAAGAAUCACUCUGUAUUUUGUUCCUCUAUUAGUUGUAACCUCAUUAGAAGUAUUAAUUUUAAGCCUUUCUCUCCAGUUUAUUUAUUGGGGAACAGUGGGUAAUUUCUACUGCCACAUAUCUUGAAAAUAGAAUUUUUUUACAUUUAGGAUGCCCACAAAAUUAGUGUCCAGUAUUUUUAAUUAUUCCCAUCCACCUUUUUCUGCCUGGUUGUGCUAAAAAGAAACAGAUAUUAUAUGAUCUGUACGAUUUUUGCAGUUAUAGUCAAAUGUUAAAAAACAAACAAAAAAAACCAGAACAACUGCUGAAUGAAAAGACCCUGAUCAAAGUUUUAAAAGGGAAAAGUGAUACAAAUAUUUCAUGUGUUUCCCAAAGUAGGGCAAGUGUCUGCUGGUUUUGGCUUUUUGAGGUGGAAAAGAUUUUGGAGGGAGAGAGAACAGGGAGUAGUUGAAAACCUCAGAUCAUUUUUCCUGACUCUAGUUGCCAAAUGGCCAUUAUAUGCUUUUAAUCUUUGUUUCUGUUGUCUGUCAGGGUUGAAUUAAGAAGCUACUGGUUUAUUCCCAACUGUUGAUGCUCUUUAGAAACUUUGGAAUCCUUUUUUUGCCCAGGAGGGGCCAGUUGAAAAUCUGUGACUCAAGAGGCAGUGAUCGUAAUAACCGUUUUCUGGGGGAAAAAAUUGGUUGGCUACUUGAUGUUAAUUAUGGCACAGUAACAGGAAAAGGUUGUGUCUGUGUUUUUAAGUUUUUCUUUAUUCUGCUUUUUUGCUGCUAUAAGAGUUUUCUGAAAUUUAUAUUUUAAACUUUUCAUGCACUUUACUGUUUCUAGUCUCAAAAUGUGAUAUUUUUAAUAAACAAGAAAUUUUCCAUUAUGUGAAUGAAAUUUUAAAAGAAAAUAGCCUAUAUUUGUGUCUCACUAAUAUAUAAAGUACAGGUCAAAUUUAAAUUAUUUAAUUAGUUUUAAAUAUAUACAAUUUGUCUCCUCUUUCAAACCUGACAUCGUAGGCUGUUUUAUUAGUCUUAAAUGAUGCAUUUCCUUUGGUCAUUUUAUACUAAUUUCUUCCAUAGUAAAUUAAUCAGGCUAUAUAAUAUUUCCCCUGAAGGGUAAUUUUAGUGGGACGAGGGUGGUGGGAUGAUGUAAUGUCGUAUAUGGGAUCGCAUCAGAAGGGUUCUGUAAAGCCUAAACUCCCUUUUAAAAGUGCCUAGUGAUAGAGGCGUUGUUUGUCAUCUUUUAUAAUUGGAAUGUAAUUGUAGUUGAGUGAAGUUUGAUGUAAAUAAAAUAUUCUUUUAAAAAUGGUAAAGUACCAGAAUAAACAAACAGAAACAAAGAAACAACCCUUAAGGUGACAGAUUUUCCUCAAUGUGCAGGUAUCCCUUCUUAUAUACCUCAAACAUUCAACAUCUAGCCAUGCAAAUUGAUUACCUGAACCAUAGUACUGGAAAGUAGAAUAGCAUGAAAAACUUAAUUUUGUGGACAUUACCUUUUUUUGUAAUCAGCUACUGUAUGUUUUAUUUUAAAUCUUUUGUUUUGGGUGGAUUUUCUGCUCUGGAGGUAUAUGCACUAACAAAACAUUUUCCUCCUUUCAUAUACGCAUGUUAAUUAGCAAUGUGAGCAAUAUUUCCUACCAUACUUCACUCCCGAUAUUUUUUGAGAUGUUUGUAUAAAAUGGAAUUUAAAGUUCACUUAUGAUUGUAUAUGAACCACAGAGGAGCCCAUUUAUUAAUAAAAAAAACUUUUUUAAUAGUUAAAUGUAGAGGGAAAAAAUAAAAAAAAAAUUGGGAAACAUUGUAAACAGCUUAAGUUUAUUUUGUGUAUGAUCGAGGCACUCUGUUGCAGGAAGGUGUGUAAUUGGGUUCUCUCUGCUUCCAAAUGCACUCUUUCAAACCAUUCAUUAUCCUGUGUAUUUUUAAUGUGGUUUUAGUAAAUGUUGGUAGUAGCUCUGUUGAAGUAGGUAAUUGUGUUAUGUUUUGGGUGGCACACACACUUGGGGCAUGGUAACCCAAAUUUCAUGUGCACGGUUUCCCUUUAGCCCACUGCCCAGAUUUCACACACUUUCACCCUUUGUUCCCUUUGUAAAAGGAGUGGUAUCUGUUUUGAGCUGCCAAUUCAGAUGAUCAGAAAUGCUGCUCUCCUCAGUAUUGUCUUGUUAAAACGCAUGCCAUUUGGAACUUUGGCAGUGAGAAGCCAAAAGGAAGAGGUGAAUGACAUAGGGUAUAUAUUCAAUGAAAGUAAAAUAUUUAUGCUUAUAUACUUUCUAGUUCUCAGAAUAAGUUUAAUAAGCUUUAUGCCAUGGGGCUGCUGCAUAUUUUAUGUGAAGUUAAGAGAAAAUUUGGGCAUUUUUAGGUUGUGAUAAUGUGUUGUGUUUUUUUUUUAACUGUUAAAUAUGAUUUCUGAUCUUUGUGUAAGAACUGGAGUGUUCUUUAAAUUUAUUGAAACAGUGUUUGAGGAAGGGAAAACUGCACUGUUUGCUAUUACAACAGUCCUACAAGUGCAUGUCAAGUCACCCACUCUCUCAGGCAUCAGUAUCCGCCUCAUAGCUUUACACAUUUCGAUGGGGAAUAUUGCAGCAUCCUCAGGACUGACAUCUGAGAAAGGCUCAAAUCCACUUACUGCUCCUUGCUUGUUGACUUUGUUUUAAAAUAUUGUGCCUGGUGUCAACUUUUAAGCAACAGCACUGCCUAAAAGCAAGCAGAGAACAGAAUCCCAGCACCAUUCUAUAGGCAACUUUUUAGAAUUCAGAUAUAGUAAAUCUGUUCGAGAUUUAUGAUGUUUUAUGUAAAAAAAAUUUUGUACAACGUAGCUGAAUAUUUUUGUUUCAUUUCUUUGAUGUAAGGCGUGUGAACGUUCGUUUGAAUAUCACAUGUUAAAGUCAGGUAAUGGCACAAUGGGUUCUGAGACCAGCUUCCCCCCCCUUCCUCCCAUUUGCCUUGUUCCAAGCUCUUUCUUUUCAAAUUACUUUUCAAUAUUCAUAGGCAGAUAUUUAAUUUUACUAAUAAGCAUCCUGUGUGAAUGUAUUAAAGAAGCCACUGUGUUUUAGUGUUAUAGUUUGCAGAAGUAUAAAGCUUCGUUCUUCUUUGUCCCUCUUAUUUGGUAUGUUACAGUUAUGUAUUGAAUCACAGAGAUGGGAGAAAGUUGAAAGAUAUCUAAGGCUCAUAUCACUUGAUUCUACAGUGGGUUGUAUUAGAAUUGAGGAUGUGGCACAUUAAAACUGGAACAUGGGCAAACAUAACUAUGUUCCAUUUAAAAAUUGUAUUUCUAAUUAUCUAUUAAGUGGGUGAAAAAUUAAGUUUGCAUUUGUAUUCCCAAGAGUUUCUAAAAAUCACAAAUCCAUCUAUACUUUCAAAUCAAAUAGCAAGAAGUAGAAUAGCACAAGACAAAAUAGGUUAAAUGUGUUCUUUGAUGGAAUCAGAGGCAUAUUGUUUUCAUUCCUAAUAUAGGGCUAGAUUUUCUAGCGAAUUGGCUGUGUCCCAGUACUUACAGUACUUACUUGUUUCUAAGUCUUCUAUUCUGAGAGAUUUUAAUAGCUUUGUAAAAUGCACUGACUGAUCAGUAGCUUUGGCCACAGAAAACAUAAUCAAUUUCUGAUACAUUUGGCAGGCCAUAGAAUAAUGGUUAUAUAGCAAGCAAUGACUUUAUGGCACGUUUUAAAAAUAGCAUUCAAAUAUACUUUUUGACAGAAAUGUGAAUUCUCACAUUUAUAAGGUAUUCUCUUUCUCUCCUACCUGCCCUCCCCUUUAAACAAAAAUCAACUUUCUAAUAUGUAGAUUUGUUUAAUCUUUUCCUUCUGAAUUGUAUCAUGUUUAUAGAACUGUGAGAAUUCUAGGUAGACAAAUUAGGAAAAUCAGAGUAUUUUUCUAAGCCAGGAACUUCAAAUAAAGUUUUCAAUUUGUAGACUGAGAGAACUUUUGUAGUUACGAUUGCUUUGAGUGAUUUUAAUUUUUUUAUGGCAUCAUGAUCAUCAAUUUCAAAUCCAAGUAAAUUAGUACACCUUUAACCUGGCUUAUUUACCAAAGUUGUAAUCUGUUUAAGAACAGGAUGCCAAAAGCAUCUUUCAUUUUACAGAACGAUUUGGAUAUCUCUGUUGUAUAAGCGUCAUCUUAAAGUUUAAGGGUAAGAAGAAAAAAGGAAGCACUUACACUGCAGGGUGUUCUGAAUACGAGCCACGAAAAGAAAAAAAGUUUUUUUUCAGGAAGGUGGUAAGGGAGAGCAUGCAUAUUUCUUGUUUUAACCAAAUACCUUCUUUAUGUAAGGUUCUCUGUUGAAUUACAUAAGUCCUACGGCAAGAAAUAGGGAGAUACUAGGAAAAGCAAGCUUUGUUAACCUACUUAGUAAUUUCUUUUGGCGUAGGUUUGUUUGGGUUAUUCUUGGAACCAAAGGAAAACAGGCAUGUUGAGGUUUUAUUCGAUGUAUAUUAUGACAUUGAAGUAAUGGAAUGUUUUUAAGUAAAAUAGAUUUUACUUUCAAAGCAUAUGAAAUAAGGACAUUUCUGCCUAUUAAAUGUUCAUUUUUUAUGGCACUUACUAUAAAUUCAGUAGCAUUGUACUGAAAUUAGAAAUUGUGUUAUCAGAAAUAAAUCAUAUUUUGAAAAAGGUAUGUAAAUGCCAAGUGAUAUGACUCUUUUGGCAUAGUAGCUUGGUACAUUCAGCUUUCAGAAACUUUGAGAAGGCAUAGUUUGGCACCUAUUAGUAGUUAUUUUUCUUAUAAUCUCCCCAGAUUUAGAUAAUUUCCCUACUUGUAUGUGUGUCACUUUUAAUUCUAAAGGCAUAAGAAUCAUGGUAACUUUUAGAAGUGGUCCUUUCUUGCUCAUUUCAGUUUUGUGUUAAUUUCUAGUUACUGACCUAUGACUGUAUUUCCUUUCAAACCAUCAGUGGUUAUAUGUACCACAUUUGUUGAAUUAGUUAUCUUAAAACUCACACAAUUGGCUCAGCGUUGAUGUGUCAAACAAUGGCUUUGCUUCUUAACAGGCUUAGUUUCCUGCUACUUGUUUCAGUGUUGAUACAAUAAGUGAUGCAGUAGUCUGGGUGUGUAUGUAUUAAGAAGCUGUACUGUUCUUUCUCUGUGCUUAACUUGCUAAAAAUAUAUUCCCUUACCUAUGAAAUUCCUGAGCGGUGCUCUGCCAACUUUUUUUUGGGGGGAGGAGUUUGGAUGGCUGUAUUACUGCACACUGGAUCUGGAAUUGUUCAGUGUUGUGAGUGGCAAAUUUCUUAAACACCAGCAGCACUGAGAAGUGCACUAUGGGCAUUCGUACAGUUGUCCAAAUGCAAGCAAUUCUUUCAUCUAGGAGAAGUUGAGGAAUAGAGUUCAUUGGAGUACUUGGAAUAUUUUGAGGAGGAUGAACGUUUCAAAUUUGGCUUUUUUACCUCUGGAUGGGGUGGUAUGGAGGGAGAUUUUUUUUUUUUUUUUUUUUUAAAGAGAAAGCAUGUUUGUACCUUCUCUUUCGGAAAGGCCAGGGUGUUGGUCAUAUUCACUAUAGGUUAAUUUAUAUCUUCUUUUGUGAUUUCUUUCAACCAUAAAACAAGUGCCAACUAAUUGUCCACGAGACUAUCUACUCUUCAACUCAAUUUACCAUUUGAAUAGGGAAGGAUUCAUUUAUUCUCAUUAUUUGGCAUUAAACUAAUUUAUUAUUUUGCAUAAAUUUGAGUAAUUAUGUGGCCUAUAAAGUGUUUUUGUAGCGAAUUUAAUGGUUGGAAAGAAAAGCACUUGAGUUUAAAACUGAGCAAGAUAUUUUGGUAAUUUUUCCCCUGAAUACAUAGUAGUUUCUAUUGAUGUCCCAAAACAAAUUCUCCUGUUUUAGGUUGUAUAUUUACUUUGCUUUUGUCCUAAGAAAAUGCCAAGCACUAAAUCAAUUUGUUACUGUGUUCCAAUAAUCAGUUUAAAAUCUAAGAUCUUUCUUUUUUCUUUUCUUUUUUCUUUUCUUUUUUCUUUUCUUUUUCUUUUCUUUCUUUCUUUCUUUCUUUCUUUCUUUCUUUCUUUCUUUCUUUCUUUCUUUUGAAGAUUUAAUGAAGUGCCAUGUAAUUGUAGCUAGUAGUGUUUAAUGUUUAAUAGACUGGUUCUGUGGUGUUCUAAUCAUUUAACACUCUGUCAUCCUUGAGAAAGUGGUUCUUUCUUACUGAACACAUUCUCUCUGACAAAAUCACCAGCUGCUUUAUUUUUCUAUUUAUUACAGUUAAACAGUUGAUGAGGUCUGAAACUUGACCAAACUGCUCAGCUGAGAUGUUUUUCCACAAUAGACACUGUACAAAUGUGCGUGUAUAAGGACACAGUUGGGUGGUAGUAUUUUUUCGUUAAUGUGAACAUUGAUUAAACAAAGCAGUCCUGCCUUUUAAAUCUUGUGGCAGCUCAGAAGGGAGGUGCUUAAGAACCUUAACUACUAUGUCAGAUGACAAAAUACUUUUUUCCAUUUUGGAGAUUGGGUACUGCUCACACAUGAUGUAUAGGGCUAAAUAUAUGCUUGUUUCCUUGCACCUGUGUACUUCCUCUUCUCUCCCUCCCUUUCCUUCCCCUGUAGGCAAUAAAUGGCCAUUUUGCAACUGCA